Molecule: messenger RNA, 5716 nt
Organism: Salvelinus fontinalis (brook trout)
Lineage: Eukaryota; Metazoa; Chordata; Actinopteri; Salmoniformes; Salmonidae
Product: phosphatidylinositol 3-kinase regulatory subunit alpha-like
Exons: 14
Coding region: 637-2823 (728 amino acids)
Biological process (GO): insulin receptor signaling pathway; phosphatidylinositol phosphate biosynthetic process
Cellular component (GO): phosphatidylinositol 3-kinase complex
Molecular function (GO): protein binding; 1-phosphatidylinositol-3-kinase regulator activity
Source: RefSeq, a predicted model, not a curated record
AAGAAGACUCCUCCUACUCACCACUAUGGUCACGCCACUGACAUGCCUCUCGGAAUAGCACGGAAAUUUGUAAGUAAAUUUCCUCUCGUAUAUCGACAGAGUACAAAUCGGAGCUAUAGCAAAGAAGAUUAAAACCCACCUUUUAAGUCCUGGACUAAUUUGGUCGAUUGAUCGACAACUUUAUCGGUACUUCCAGAGGCUUUUGGCUUUGUCUGGCUAACGUAACGAGGUACAUUUUAGGGAUAGGAGUGGAAUUGUGUGGGCACACGGGAAGGAAGGAGGAUUCAUCCGAUUCGCCUCAACCUGGGCACUCUUCAUGCAUGUCAGGGGUACAUUCUCAAGGCUUCUGCUGCAGGCCAUAUACUGAUGGAAACACACUGCCGGAGGCACCAUAGGGGUGCUUUUGAGAAUGACCUAAAGACAAGUUAAAAAAACAUAAUCAAUCAGAGAACUAUUGAGGACUAGAACGUUCAAUACGUGUUGUGUUUUUCUUUUUUGUCCGAAGUGUGUUUGCUCAGUUAAAACAUUCUCAGAAAAACGAGGAGUAACCGAUUGGGGGUACCUGCCCGAACAAGUUAUUCCCACAGUGUUUAUUUUCUAAAGAAAUAACAGCCCUGUGAAAAAAAAGUAAUCACGAUGGCUGCGGAAGGAUAUCAGUACAGGGCACUUUACGACUACAAGAAGGAGAGAGAGGAGGACAUUAACCUCCAUGUGGGGGACAUCUUAACAGUGACCAAAGGGGCCCUGGGUGCCCUCGGGUACAGCGAUGGCCUGGAGGAAAGGCCCGAGGACAUUGGCUGGCUGCCUGGCUUUAAUGAAACCACUCAGGAAAAGGGGGACUUCCCUGGGACAUAUGUGGAGUUCAUUGGGAAGAAGAGGAUCUCUCCUCCCACUCCCAAGCCGAGACCCCUCAGACCCUUACCCGUGGCCCCGGGCUCUUCCAAGGCUGACUCUGGUGAUGAACAAGGCUCAGCCCUACUGGACCUGACGGAGCAGUUUUCCCUCCCGGAGACGGCUCCCCCCAUGCUGGCCAGGCUGCUGGAGGCCAUUGAGAAGAAAGGUCUGGACAAUCCAACUCUGUACAGGACCUUCACAGCCGGUGGUGGACUAGAUGUCAGACAGUGCUUUGACACUGAUCCUCCCUCAGCAGACCUGGACCAGAUGGACCUGCAGAUGUUGUGUGAUGGUCUGAGUCGGUACCUGCAGGACCUUCCCCAGCCUGUCAUCCUACCAGCCAUUUACACUCAGCUGGUCCACACCGCCCAAGAGGUGCAGAGCCCUGAGGAGUGUGCCCAGCAGCUGCGUCACAUCGCCAGCGCACCCAGCCUUCCGGCCCAGUACUGGCUCACCUUCCACUGCCUGCUGCGCCACUGGUCCCGGGUGUGUCACAAUGCACCCAAGAACCUGCUCAGCUCCCGCACGCUCGGUGAGAUCUUCAGCCCGAUGCUCUUCAGACAGCAGGCUGCCAGCUGUGAGUCCAGCCCAGAUGCUCACAUCAAGAUCAUCGAGACCCUUGUGACCAGCGAAUGGACAGAAGCCCAGGCUGCUCCAGCCCUACCUCCCAAGCCGCCCAAACCCACGGCCCCUGCUGUCACUAACAACGGUAUGAACAACAACAUGGCGCUGCAGGACGGCGAAUGGUACUGGGGAGACAUCUCCCGCGAGGAGGUCAACGAGAAGCUGAGGGACACGGCCGACGGUACGUUCUUGGUCCGUGAUGCCUCCACUAAGAUGCACGGCGACUACACGCUCACGUUGAGAAAAGGGGGUAACAAUAAGCUGAUCAAGAUAUUCCACCGGGAUGGGAAGUACGGCUUUUCGGACCCCCUGACCUUCAAUUCAGUGGUGGAGCUCAUCAACCACUACCGCAACGAGUCGCUGGCCCAAUACAACCCCAAGCUAGACGUCAAGCUGCAGUUCCCCGUCUCCAAACACCAGCAGGAUCAGGUGGUGAAGGAGGACAACAUCGAGGCUGUGGGGAAGAAGCUCCACGAGUACCACCAGCAGUACCAGGAGAAAAACCGAGAGUACGACCGCCUCUACGAGGAGUACACCAGGACGUCUCAGGAAAUCCAAAUGAAGAGGACAGCGAUCGAAGCCUUCAACGAAACCAUCAAGAUCUUCGAGGAGCAGUGCCAAACGCAAGAGCGGUACAGCAAAGAAUACAUUGAGAAGUUCAGGAGGGAAGGCAAUGACAAGGAGAUCCAGAGGAUCAUGGGCAACUAUGAGAAACUGAAGUCUCGUAUCAGUGAGAUCGUGGACAGUAAGCGGCGUCUGGAGGAGGAUCUGAAGAAGCAGGCCGCUGACUACCGAGAGAUCGACAAACGGAUGAACAGCAUCAAGCCCGACCUCAUCCAGCUCCGCAAAACCAGGGACCAGUAUCUCAUGUGGUUGACCCAGAAGGGUGUCAGGCAGAAGAAGCUCAACGAGUGGCUGGAAAUCAAGAACGAGAACACAGAAGAUCAAUACUCUAUGGUGGAUGACGAUGAGGACCUCCCCCACCACGACGAGCGCUCCUGGAAGCUGGGCAACAUCAACCGGCUGCAGGCUGAGGCACUCCUCCGGGGGAAGAGAGACGGAACAUUCCUGGUCCGAGACAGCAGCAAGGCAGGAUGCUACGCCUGCAGUGUUGUUGUGGAAGGUGAGGUGAAGCACUGUGUCAUCAACAAGACGCCCUCAGGUUUUGGCUUCGCCGAACCUUACAACCUGUACAACUCGCUCAAAGAACUGGUCCUCCACUAUCAGCACACGUCACUGGUCCAGCACAAUGACUCUCUGAAUGUUACGCUAGCGCACCCCGUCUACGCACAGCAGAAGCGGUGAGGACCCUCCUGGCCAUUCAGUUGGGCAAAAACAUGAGAGACUUGUUUUCCUAAAAAUGUAUAUUUAUAUAUUGUGCUCGGACUUUGGACACAAAGAUAAAAAAUAAAAACUAGGCCCGUGUCUUGCCUACUAACAGACUUUUGACUCACGAGAGAGGAAAGGACUAAAGAGACUAACGCAAAGCGAAGCCUGAAAACAUUUCAGUGACUGAACUGACUGUGAGCCGUGGCGAGAGCCUGAAUGUAGUUUUGUCUCUUGUGCGUAUUGUGGGAGCACAGAGUCGAGGUGAAACUGCUGAACUCUCCCCAGCGGAGGACAUUGGAGGCCUUUUCCUAAUGGUGCUUGUUCUUUUCAAAGCUUUACCAGCUGGAAUGUCAAAACGCAGAUAAAACUUGAGUGCAUAAUUUUUCUUUUUCCCCUUCUUGCAUUUUUACUUUCAAGUCUAUCUCCCUGCGGGUGUCUGUGUGUGAGUGUGUGUCCAUGUGACAAACUCACAGUAUCUGAAAGCUGUUGGGGGUGUCUAACACACGUGUAAGUGUUCAGUGGCAGACCAUGGAUCAGCUGAUAAAUGUAGCAAAAUGGCACUUUUGACAAAGUAUAAUCGUUUUCUUGAAAAGACUCCUAUGGACUUACAGUGCAGAGACUCUAAACUGUUCUCUACUGUGGAUGAGUGAAAAUAUGAACAGACUUGAAAUGGAGAUACUUCAUUAUGUAUAUAUACAGAGGGGAACGUCAGUACACAGCAAACCUACCGCACCAUACCAAAAAAAAAGCUCAGUUACUGUUCAGUUAUGUCCUAAUCUGCUAUGCAAUUAUGUGUCUCCCUUAUUUCUACAAAGUUGUUUUUAUGCUGUUGCAAACCCAUAAUAUAAGCUUGUUUUUCAUGCUUGAGAAAGUGUAUUUCCCAUGUAAAUAUCCAAGAGGAUAUUUUGUGUCAAAAUGCCACGAUAAAAACUGCUUCCGAUUUUUAAGAAAGUAAAUAAUAGUAACAUAUACUUUAUUACAAAUGACUUUAUCAGCAACGGAUAUAAAGAUGGUGAAAGAUGAGUAUUUUAUUAGUACUUUGUUUUGCUUCAAACUGAUGUUCUCAGGCAGAGCCUUUUUGAGUAUUUGACAGUUGCUUCAGUCACAAGAAAUAUUUCUAACAUAGCCACGUGUUUUUAGGUCUUUGUCGAAACAACGGUAGCAUCCCAUGUGGCACCCUAUUCCUUAUAGUAUACAUGGAAUAGGGUGCCAUUUUAGAAUGAUGGGAAUAUUUGUUGAUUACUGCAAUCAUAAUGGUGCAUGUUGUACUCACCUUUUCAACCAGCUCCAUGGAAACAACAGUAUAGAUUUAUUUUGUUAUAUAACCUUUCCCCAAGGAAAUCACAGCAAAUCGGUGUCUUGAAAUGAUGGAAAUUGUUAUUAAAAAGAUCAAUUGGGAGACAUUUUUAUCUUCCCCUAUGCAUUGUCCACAUUGUAUUUUUUCUGUAUCAGAAAAUCUUUUGAGUUGUUUACGUAGGUGGGUCAACUCAUUUCAAAUAGUCCGUGAUUACUUAUUCUCAUACGACAUUGUGUACCAAGUGGUUCUGUUACUUGGAGAAAGUACCCACAUUUAGCUGCCAACCCACUAGUAAACAUUGGUGUCACCGCUGCACAUUUCCCAAAACAAUUUUUCCACCCUGACUUUUUUCCAAGAUGUAAAUGUCCAUGACUCUAAAUUAGUGUUAAUCUAUACUACACCGUCAGCAUGUAUGGAUUUUUCAUUAGAAAAUAUUGAUUAACUUUGAAUUAGACUAUCAUCCAAGCCCAGUCAAUUCAAAAAUUAAAUCAAAUGAUUUUAGUUUGGUGACAUUUUUGUUCAGAAGUAGGCCUACUCACCUGAAAGUAAUUUGUUUAAAUCUACACUGGCUGGCAUUGUUGGCAAAUGUAACCCUCUACAUCAUCUAUCCCUAUUAGAAACAUGAAAUAAAUGUGUAGUGUGAGGAUUAACCUAUUAAAUUGUAUUUUUAAUUCCCCCUUUUGACAUAAAUGGCUAGUGAGACGUUUCAAUCUGGCACCACUAUUAUACCUGUACCGUAUAUCUGCAGGGAGUAAAUUUCCACAAAUCUCAUGGUAUACUUAAAGGUUGAAGAGAAAGAGAGGCAUUAGAUAUGUUUCAUUCGGGGGAAAGAAGUGUUGCCAAUGUUGGAUAAACUUAAUUUUUCCUUCUCUGGGUGGAAUAGUAUGCAUGUGUUAAACAGGGCGACGGGAGCGGUGCCUUUUGGUGUGGGUUCUGUUUACAAUGCAUUUUUCCCCCCCCCUAACAUGUAUGACCCCAUUACCUUUUGUGAGCCUCCCUGGGAGGCGUAAACAAACUUAACGCACAAAAUAGUCAGUGCAAUGUGUACGAGAUGUGUUCACGCUGUAACAGUUUUGCGUCAGUGUAUGACCAAAAUGAUCAUGUGGAAUUUAUUUUUACACAUUAAGAUGAAUCGUUUUCUCGCACAUCUGACGUUAACUGUUUCUCUUUUGCUUUGCUCACAUUGGUACACUCAAGGCCAAUAACUUUUGAACCAGCUAAAACAAAGCAAGUUUGGAUUCAAACUACUAUGCCACCUCUGGGACAAAUAACUAUUGUACUACAGUAUACCUUUAUACCUUUUCAAGUUUGUUGUAUAAAUGUAGUUUGAUCCCAGGCUGUUCUUGUUUUACAUUUGUCCAAAAUGUCGUCUUGUUCUACACUCUGUUCUUUGGAAAAACCUGCACCAUUUUGAGGGUUAGACUUUUCUUUUUUCCCUCAGUUGACACAUUCACCUGUGAGGUGAUUGUUACAGAAAUGUUGAUUGCAAUUUACCAAUAUUCCCCAGUUUUGCUUCAAUCGUGUAUUGGGCUUUGUUUAAAGAAAAUAAACAUUUGUUUAAAAAAAGUGAAA